UGUUCUGUGCCAAUAAACAAAUGUCAUUCUGUAGAUUUUCAAUUAAGAGUCACUUGAUUUUAAAAUCACAAAAUAUUUUAAUUAACAAUGGGUGCAGAAUUACUUUUAGGCGUCAGAUUAACAUCUCAAUCUUUAAAAACUAUUAAAUUAAAUGAUGUAGACUUGAAAACAAAAGUGGAAAAUUUACGAGUUGAAACUGCAGUGAAGACUGAACUACCUAAAGAUUCGUUUGAACUUAUUUACUGUGGAUGUAUCCUAGAAGAUGAUGUUACUUUGGAAUCUUGUGGUCUAAAAAAUGGAGCAAUGGUUCAUGUUUUGAAGAAAAAAGAACCUGAAAAACCAGUGCCAGCUAAAUCGAUAUCAGAAGGAAGCAUUUUUCAAAUUGCCUCUGCAUUUAGAUCAUUUGUCGAAAACCCAGCACUAAGAAGUGCAUUGCAUAGAUUGAGCAAACGUCCAGAAGUAAUAGAAAAUAUUAUCUUGACCACUCCAGGUCUUAGUGAUGACCCUGUUGCUAUUGCUAUGCUCCAAGAUCCUGACUUGAUGGCUCAUUUUACUGAUUCUGAUACUGUAAAAAGGAUUGCAGAAUUACAUCCAAUUUUGGUAGAAGCAGCUCAAUUAAUAGCCACAGCAGUUCAUGAAGAAGCUCACAACUCGGCUGCAUCUGGACCAAGUUCAUCAACAAUGACAGCACCAUCAACAGCGUAUUCUUACAGUCUUGAUAAUUUAAGUGACGAUGAAGAGAUGGCUGGAGAUUCAUCUCAAUCUUCAGAUUCAGCUCAGCAUAAUGCAUCAUCUGGAACCGGUGGAGGUGCUGCUAUUACUACAGCUCAACUUGCAGUAGCUCUUUCUCGAGCUGGAGCUGGAACUGGAGUUGGGGCAAGAUCGUUUCCCCUGUCUAGUUCAUCAUCAUCUACAUCAACGGGAAGUUUAAACUCUGUCAUAACAACAGAAAUGUUUAAUCAAGCCAUGCAACAGGCUUUUGCAAGUGCAUCAAAUAUCAGUGGAUUACCACCAAUGCCACCUACACUACCUCAAGCGUCUGAUCUUCAGCCACAACUUGCUCAGAUGCAUGAAAUUGGUCUUCACGAUGAUUCUGUUAACAUACAAGCCUUACAAUUUACCAAUGGAGAUGUCCAAGCGGCUAUUGAUCUUGUAUUUAGUGGUUUUAGUGAUAAUUAGUGAAAAUGUAAAAAAAAAACAUUAUAAUUAAGUGGAAAAAAAUUAAUUGGAGUAAUGAAACUUUCAUUGAUAUUCUGAAGAAAUUCAUUGAGUUGGACUUUGUUAUAAAUUGGAAUAUUACACUCCAUAUAUUUAAAAUUGACGACGAAUUUUAUUUAUCAUAAACAAAUGUUUGGUUAAGUAUAUAAUUCUUGUUUUGUUUAAUCAAUAUUUUUCUUUCUAGACGAAACUUGAUCUACUUCUAAACAGAGUUUAACUGUGGGUGACAUUUUUGAUUGAAAGGAAUUUUGUACAAUUAUACUUGAAUAUAAUAAAAGAAGAGAUAGAAGAAGGUUUA
Messenger RNA from Chelonus insularis, 1516 nucleotides. RefSeq names its product ubiquitin-like protein 7. Gene Ontology annotation, biological process: ubiquitin-dependent protein catabolic process. Bases 88 to 1179 code for a protein of 363 amino acids. Gene Ontology annotation, molecular function: polyubiquitin modification-dependent protein binding. NCBI's taxonomy places the organism in Eukaryota, Metazoa, Arthropoda, Insecta, Hymenoptera, Braconidae. The transcript is spliced from 4 exons. Gene Ontology annotation, cellular component: cytosol. The record is from RefSeq and is a predicted model, not a curated record.